AUGAUAGCAGCUCAGCUCUUGGCCUAUUACUUCACUGAGCUGAAGGAUGAUCAGGUCAAAAAGAUUGAUAAGUACCUGUACUCCAUGAGAUUCUCGGAUGAAACCCUCUUGGAUAUCAUGUCCCGCUUCAGGAGGGAACUAGAGAAUGGACUGGGCCGUGACACCAAUCCUACGGCAACUGUAAAGAUGCUGCCCACCUUUGUGAGAUCAAUUCCUGAUGGAUCAGAAAAGGGUGAUUUCAUAGCACUGGACCUUGGGGGGUCCAAUUUCCGCAUCCUACGUGUGAAGGUGUCCCAUGAGAAGAGGCAAACAGUCCAGAUGGAGAGCCAGGUUUUUGAAACUCCAGAGGACAUCAUCCAUGGCAGCGGCACACGGCUCUUCGACCAUGUUGCAGAAUGCCUAGGGGAGUUCAUGGAGAAGCAAAACAUUAAGGACAAAAAGCUCCCUGUGGGAUUCACCUUCUCCUUCCCAUGUGCCCAGACCAAACUAGAUGAGGCAAUUCUUCUGACAUGGACAAAACGUUUCAAAGCCAGUGGUGUGGAGGGGAUGGAUGUUGUUAAGCUUUUGAACAAGGCCAUCAAGAAACGAGGGGACUAUGAUGCUGACAUAAUGGCAGUGGUCAAUGAUACAGUAGGAACCAUGAUGACCUGUGGGUUUGAUGACCAGCGCUGUGAAGUUGGGAUCAUUAUAGGUACAGGCACCAACGCAUGCUACAUGGAGGAGCUGCGGCACAUGGACUUGGUGGAGGGGGAUGAGGGCAGGAUGUGCAUCAACACUGAGUGGGGGGCCUUUGGAGAUGACGGCUCACUGGAGGACAUCCGUACUGAAUUUGACAGAGAGAUUGACCGAGGCUCCUUAAACCCUGGGAAACAGCUGUUUGAGAAGAUGGCCAGUGGGAUGUACAUGGGAGAGCUUGUUCGACUCAUUCUAGUCAAGAUGGCCAAGGAGGGGUUGUUGUUUGAGGGGCGGAUCACCCCAGAACUUCUAACGAAAGGGAAGAUUGAAACAAAACAUGUUUCAGCAAUAGAAAAGAGCAAGGAAGGAUUGUCCAAAGCCAAAGACAUUCUUACUCGUCUGGGAGUGGAGCCAUCUCCAGAGGACUGCAUUGCCGUGCAGCAUGUCUGCACCAUUGUCUCCUUCCGUUCUGCCAACCUUAUCGCCGCCACAUUGGGGGGCAUACUCACGCGACUGAAGGACAACAAAGGCAUUCCACGCUUGCGCACAACUGUUGGAAUUGAUGGGUCUCUUUAUAAGAUGCACCCGCAGUAUGCCCGGCGUCUGCACAAGACUGUGCGACGCUUGGUGCCUGAGUCUGACGUGCGCUUCCUGCUGUCAGAGAGCGGGAGUGGCAAGGGUGCUGCCAUGGUGACAGCGGUGGCCUAUCGGCUGGCUGACCAGACUCGCCAGAUUGCAGAAACCUUGGCUGAGUUCCGGCUUAGCAAAGACCAGCUGCUGGAGGUCAAGAAGAGGAUGAGAACUGAGAUUGAGAAAGGCCUGGGGAAGAAGACCCAUGAUACAGCCACUGUCAAGAUGCUGCCCACCUUUGUACGCAGCACACCGGACGGAUCAGAAAAUGGUGACUUCUUAGCAUUGGAUCUGGGAGGAACAAACUUCAGGGUCCUGUUGGUGAAGAUCCGCAGUGGCAAGAGGCGAAGUGUGGAGAUGCACAACAAAAUCUAUGCCAUUCCCAUAGAGGUCAUGCAGGGGACUGGAGAGGAGCUCUUUGAUCACAUUGUGUACUGCAUCUCUGACUUCCUGGACUACAUGGGAAUGAAGAAUGCCCGCUUGCCCCUGGGUUUCACCUUCUCCUUCCCCUGCAAACAGACCAGCCUUGACGCAGGCAUCCUUGUGAACUGGACAAAGGGCUUCAAGGCCACUGACUGUGAGGGUGAAGAUGUGGUGGAACUUCUGCGGGAGGGCAUAAAAAGGAAAGAGGAGUUUGACCUGGAUGUGGUGGCAGUGGUGAAUGACACUGUGGGUACAAUGAUGACCUGCGCAUAUGAAGAGCCCACCUGCGAGAUCGGCCUGAUUGCCGGAACAGGAAGCAAUGCAUGCUACAUGGAGGAAAUGAAGAACAUUGAGACGGUGGAGGGAGACCAGGGUCGCAUGUGUGUUAACAUGGAGUGGGGGGCCUUUGGGGAUAAUGGCUGUUUGGAUGACAUAAGGACACAGUAUGACAGAGCUGUGGAUGAGAAUUCACUCAACGAGGGCAAACAGAGGUAUGAAAAGAUGUGCAGUGGGAUGUACCUGGGUGAGAUUGUGCGGAACAUCCUUAUUGACCUGACAAAGCGCGGGUUCCUCUUCAGGGGUCAGAUUUCUGAGACACUGAAGACACGGGGCAUCUUUGAGACUAAGUUCCUCUCCCAGAUUGAGAGUGACCGCUUGGCACUGCUGCAAGUGAGGGCGAUCCUGCAGCAGCUGGGCUUGGACAGCACGUGUGAUGACAGUAUCAUUGUGAAGGAGGUGUGUGGCACUGUUUCUCGACGGGCAGCACAGAUGUGCGGUGCCGGCAUGGCUGCUGUUGUGGACAAGAUCCGGGAAAACCGAGGGCUAGACCACCUGGACAUCACUGUAGGGGUCGACGGCACGCUCUACAAACUCCACCCCCAUUUCUCCAGAAUCAUGCACCAGACUGUGAAGGAGCUGGCACCCAAAUGUGAUGUCACUUUUCUGCUGUCGGAGGACGGGAGUGGCAAAGGGGCAGCCCUCAUUACCGCGGUGGGCUGCCGCCAGAGGGAGCAGGAUCAGCAGAACUGAACCCGCCAUCUUCCCACUGCUCAACCCACAUGCAGCUCCCUGUCACCCAUGAGAGUAUUACUUUCCUGCCGCAGCCGUGACUCCACCAUUUCAGCCCACACCCAGUAACUCCCAGAGGCGCACGUAGCACUCACUCUGGCCUCAGCCAGCUUUUUACUUUUGCAUAGAAGGUCACAGAAGGAUAAAUAUCACACACAGCAUGUAGCUUUGGGAGUUAACCACUUUUUCUUAACAUGUACUGCACCAGCCAUGUCCUUUUAAAGAACUAUAUAUUUUAAGAUGUAUAUUCUGCCUCUGUUUUAAUUAAGCGUAUUUAGGAAAUUAGGGAAAGAUACUGUAUCUCUGUGAAAAUUUCAGAAACUACUGACCACGUAUGUAGUAUUUAUUUUAUUUUUGUAUAGUCGGAUAUAUAUAUAUUGUAAUCACACAUAUUUAUAAGUGCAAAGUACCAUCAGGUAAGAUGGGGCUUAGUGCUGAACUAGCAAACACUUUAAAAAUUUUAGGAUGGUUUCAAUGAGACAGUAAGUCAUCCAUCUAGCUUAGGGGGUGAUGUUAUAUUUUAAGGUUUUUAAAAAAAAAUCCCUCUUUUUUUGUAAGGUGUAUUUUUUUAAAAAGGUCACAUUCAAGAGUCACGGCUGCAUUCCUGUGUAAUUCUCUCACCCCUUACUUUGUACUUUGAGCCCUCCUUAGGUGUGUGCCCUUGAGCUGAUCAAAUUCUGACAGUAUGGAACUUCUUGCCUUCAUCUAACCAUUUCCCUGAAAAUAAUCAGUGCUUAGAGGGCUCAGAGACCAAAUAAUGAACCCAGCUGCAGUAUAAUGUGUUGCUUUUGUGAAAUAAUGUAGGUGUUGUGUUGAAUCCGCAAUGUACAAAUGGAAAAUAUGCUUGUUGGGCCAGAAGGGAGCAUUUUUUUCAGUAUGAUUUAUGUGUACUGUGAUUGAAUGUUUGUGAGUCCUUCUGUAAAACAACCUGUUACUUUACAUGUCUGAAACCAUAUGAUGAAUGCAUGCCUUACUUGGUGACACAACUGUAUAGGAUUCAUUUAUUUUAUUUUGUACAUUGAUAUAGAUGCACUCGUGUUCAAGAAAGUGAUAUAACACAAUACAUUAAAAUUUAUUUUGAUGUGCAGUGACUUA
Anguilla anguilla (European eel) is the source of this 3891-nucleotide messenger RNA. Its product is annotated as hexokinase-1. The transcript is spliced from 18 exons. Gene Ontology annotation, molecular function: mannokinase activity; fructokinase activity; ATP binding. The coding region runs from base 1 to 2757 and encodes 918 amino acids. The record is from RefSeq and is a predicted model, not a curated record. Lineage: Eukaryota; Metazoa; Chordata; Actinopteri; Anguilliformes; Anguillidae. Gene Ontology annotation, cellular component: cytosol; mitochondrion. Gene Ontology annotation, biological process: glycolytic process; intracellular glucose homeostasis; glucose 6-phosphate metabolic process.